This is a messenger RNA of Pseudocercospora fijiensis CIRAD86, 1017 nucleotides long. RefSeq lists its product as uncharacterized. The record is from RefSeq and is a predicted model, not a curated record. Gene Ontology annotation, cellular component: nucleus; chromosome. The transcript is spliced from 2 exons. Lineage: Eukaryota; Fungi; Ascomycota; Dothideomycetes; Mycosphaerellales; Mycosphaerellaceae. Bases 1 to 1017 code for a protein of 338 amino acids. Gene Ontology annotation, molecular function: ATP binding; ATP hydrolysis activity. Gene Ontology annotation, biological process: meiotic recombination checkpoint signaling; reciprocal meiotic recombination.
AUGGCUAACAGCUUUCAGGUUGUAGCGUACGCUCUCAAGAGUGACGAAGAAGCUCGACCGCGUCGACAUAUCAGUCAAAAUGGAGACACAGAUGACAUUCCGCAGGCUCGUGUCUUAUCACUCCCAAAUGUCGCGUUAAGGGAUGACUGGGACUCGCUGAUUUACGACGACGCACUGCCAUCUCAACUGCUGAGAUAUCUCACACGCAUGCUUGGCGUGAUGAAACAGCCUGGACUGAACCUCAGCACAUUCAACUGGAACCGUCUUUGCCUCCUCCACGGACCACCCGGCAGCGGUAAGAGCACGCUCUGUCGCGCACUAGCACAGAAACUCAGCAUUCGUCUCUCGGAAUUCUUCCCACAAGCCGUGCUCGUCGAAAUCAACACCAACGCCAUGCUCAGCAAAUAUUUCGGCGAAAGCGGCAAACUCAUCGGCUCCAUGUUCGAAAAGAUCCAUUCCAUGGCGCAAUCACCUACAACACUGGUAUGCGUAGUCAUGGACGAAGUCGAAACUAUCGCCUCGUCCCGGGAAAAGGCAUCUUUGGCAGGCGAGUGCGGCGAUGGUGUUCGCGCUACGAAUCAACUCCUCACAGCACUCGAUCGACUUCGAACUCUGCCAAAUCUCAUCGUCCUGUGCACCUCCAAUUUGCUUGCCUCCAUCGACCCGGCUUUCCUUGAUAGAGUCGAUAUCAAGCAGCUCAUCCCAUCUCCCUCGCCGGCAGCGAUUUACAACAUUUUCCGCUCAUGUCUCAACGAGCUUAUUCGUGCCAGUCUCGUCCAUGCCGCUGCUGAGUCGUCUCCUGCGAAGUCUGCAACCGAAGAAGAUGCGGGAAAUGGCUCAGAUACCGAAGAGUCAGAUGCGCUGGCGACGUGCGAGGGUCUGAGUGGUCGGACUCUUCGCCGGCUUCCGAUUCUGGGGCUCGCGAUGUAUACCUGGGGUGGAAAUUGUUCGAUUGACGAGGCUGUGAGUGCGCUGGAGGCUAGUGUUGAGCAGGAAUUGCUUGUGAAGAAGAAGUAG